GUUUCUCCUCGAUUUGGCUUUCUGUCCGUGCUGGUCACGGAUCACGUGACUCACGGGGUGCCUCUUGGGCUAGGACUCAUGUAUAUAGGAGGCAUGGACCCCACUCUCUCCCAUUUCUCCUUAUCUCGUAGAAUAACACCACUUCGGCACCUGCCAGGCACCACCUGGUGGUUUGACCCAUCACACUUUCCCUGUUCUCGCUUGCUUCCCCAAACCCUCGCUGUCCCUUGCCCCCAGAACAGGGUCCGGCCUUAGUCACCAUGGCCGACGCUGCUCCCCCUCCAGCCAUUAUUCGCACCGAAACCAACGGGCCCAUGGUUACGGCCCUCGCCAUCUUCCUCCUCAUGAUCAACGUGGUUUUUCUUUCGCUCCGCUUUAUUACUCGAGGCCUAAUCCUCAAGGCCGUAGGCAAAGAUGAUUUGGCCACUUUGGCUGCCGGUGUUGGUUCCAGCCUUUUUCAUUCCUAAUUCUCUUUUUCAGCGUUUAAAGUUUCAUCGACAAGGGUUUUAAUGCUAACGGAAAAGCGGCAAUUUUCCACAGGUUUUGGCUAUCACCUGUUCCAUCGCGGUGUGCUUCGAGGUCAAAUACGGCAUGGGACGGCAUGUCGAAAAUGUUACCCCAGAGGAGACGAUAAUGCAGCUGAAGGCCCUCAUGGUCGCCAUUUGCAGCUACACCCAGGGCAUGAACUUGAUCAAACUGGGAUUCUUGUUCCAAUACCGGCGCAUCUUUUCCCACGUCCGAUAUGUCCAAACCGUUUGUUUCUGGUUCAUCGUUUUUGUAUUCAUCUGGGCAGUCGUCCAGUUGAACUUCCUCUUUUUCAUGUGCUUCCCCUACAGCGUUAUUAACCCGAGCAUGGUCGGCCGAUGCCUUGACACCCUUCCGAUUUGGUACCUCACCGCCGCGUUAAGCAUGGCUACCGACUUUGCAAUUUUCUGCAUCCCCUUGCCCGCGGCCUGGAGGCUCCAGCUCCGAGCGCGGCAGAAAGUUAUGGUGUUGGGCAUUUUCAGCUUGGGCUUCUUCGUUUGCAUCGUCUCCGUCUACCGGCUUUUCACGCUCUACCCUGGCGUCGUCAGCACGGACCCGACCUGGGACAACAUUGGGGCCGCCAUUUGGUCCAUCGUCGAACUUACAGCCGCCAUCGUGGCCUCGUGCCUGCCUACACUCCGGCCCCUGCUCGCGCGCGUCCUGCCCGGUAUAGGGCUUUCGAGCGCCCGCAACGGCUACAGCCGGAGUCGCAGCGCCUACCUGCGCCAGGGCUCCACCGGCGGCGGCGGCUUGCACCGGACGAAGUCCGCCGCGGUCGUUUCUAGCGCCGCCGGCGACCGCGGCGGCAACCAGACCGACAGCUUUAACAGCGAGGAGCUGGCGCUGCGGGACAUCGGGGCCGGCAGCGUUAGGACCGACGUCGACGCCGAGGAGAUGGGCCUCGGGGCGGGCCGCGGCGUCGGGAUGCCGAGCGGAACCUACGCCAACGCGUCCUCGGACCACCAGCCCGCCAACCUUUUCGCGUCGGACAAGCAGCAUAACGUGGGUGGGAUCAUGAUGACAACAAAGAUAACGGUCGAUUCAGGGGCUCGGUAGGGAGGGAUACUAGUCAGGAAGGGUUGAUUUUUUUUCUUCCUUUCUUUUUCCUUUUGCUUUUGCGCAUGCUGUUCUUUUACUUCGGCUGUAUUUGGGGUCGGGUACGUACGGCUUAGUGUUUGGGCCUUAAAUAAACAAAGUGCGUAUAGCGAAAGGAGCACAGGGACUACUUUUCAGCGAUGCCUCUUAAUGCAGCAAAC
Molecule: messenger RNA, 1781 nt
Organism: Gaeumannomyces tritici R3-111a-1
Lineage: Eukaryota; Fungi; Ascomycota; Sordariomycetes; Magnaporthales; Magnaporthaceae
Exons: 3
Coding region: 592-1581 (329 amino acids)
Source: RefSeq, a predicted model, not a curated record